CAUACACACACGAACGGCCGCGUCCCAUUUCCUACGUAUCACUGAGCGCCUGGUAGCAUGCGCUGAGACGCCACUUCUUUUGGGAAGUACGCGGACUAUUUGCAGACAACUUCGGAACAAAAUCUCUGUGGACACCCGCUCUCUGGAAUGGGCCUUUGGAGGCCUUUAAAAGACUACCAUUAUUGAAAUGCAUGUUAGAUAGAAACGUGCUCCUGGGAAGUGCAGACGUCGAUUUAAAAAAAAUAUAUUAUAAAUAUAUAAACAAAAAACUGCGGUGCAUUGGAGUGUUUAGAUGAAGGGACGCGGAGGGAUCCGGACCCCAGCACUGAGGUCACGCUUCCGCCCAGUUUCUCUAUCUCUCUCUCUUACUGUGUUCGCUGUCGUGUGUAAAAUGGAGAGUAAAAACGGUACUUACGUCGCCACUUUUUGCUGAGAGUAGACGCCACGCAAAAGAAGAAAAAAACUUUUACAUGUUAAAAAAAGAAAGAAACAAACAAACUCCGAUAUCUGAAUAAUUCCCCACACCCACGAAGCGACCACCGCUAGCUAGCUACCUCCUAGACACACACACACACACACACACACCGCGCACACGCAAAAAUACACUUCGAGCUGCGGACAGAGGUUGCCGUGGGAACUGCUGCGUUUCGAAGUGCUACAAAUUUCUGCGAGUAUUUUUUUAAUAUUAUUUUUGCUAUUGUCUUUUUUCCCUUUUAUUUCCUCAAAACGCCGGCCGGAUUGUACAAGAAGCUGCUUCUAAAAGGCGACGUUGAGGAUGGUCACUCGGCAGUGCGGGGGAAGAAAGACGGAUCUCUGGAUUGGAUUUCGUGCUUGUGCAUUAGUUUAGGUUCGCCUGUCUUUUUUAUCCAUCGGGCGUACAAAAAUAAAAAAGAAGAGAGAAAGAACAAAAAUCCAGCAGCAGCAAGUACAAUUUGCUGAAGACGAGAUGGUUUUCUUUUCGCCGAUCCUUUUUUCCAAGUAAAACUGAUUGUUGUAUCGUGGGUAGAAAAAUGUUGAUCUCUGGGGUGAAUUUCCCGGCUGUGGCUGCAUCGUCGGUGCUACUCCAAGGACUCGGAUCCCGGUGAGAAAAGAUGAGCGAAGAGUCGGCAAAUCCUACCAACGAUGAUAGUUAUGCACGAGUGCGAGCAGUGGUGAUGACCCGAGAUGACUCUAGUGGUGGAUGGCUGCCGAUGGGAGGAGGUGGACUCAGUUGUGUAACAGUGUACAAAAUCAAACAUCAAGAUGAAAACGGCUGCGGCGAUUUUCUUAUUCAUGGAGAGAAACUUAAAGAUAAAUCAGUUGUUUUAGAAUGUAUUCUAAAGAAGGACUUGAUAUACAACAGGGUUAACCCAAUAUUUCACCACUGGAGAAUCGAUGAAAAGAAGUUUGGAUUAACCUUUCAGAGUCCUGCUGAUGCAAGAGCGUUUGAUCGUGGCAUCCGCAGAGCCAUUGAAGAUAUCAAGCAAGGCUGCCCUUCAUAUAGUGAACCAGAAAGUGAAGAAGAUGGGUCACAGGUUUCUCAAGAUAAAACUUCCACUUGCACACCAGUUAAAGAAUCCUUUUCUCGACACAACACUGUUGUGACCAAUGAACCUUUCAGAAGCUGCUACAUUAAAACUCAGCCACUUGAUGACUUUAAUUCUCCAAGGAGAUUGUAUUUUCCUCCACCUCAUAACCAGGUACCAUUUAAACCAACGCGACACGUUAGCUUUCAAGAUGAAGAUGAAAUUGUUCGAAUAAACCCACGGAAGGACGUUUUAAUCAGAGGUUACGAGGAUUAUCGACAUCCAAUUAUGUGGAAAAAUGACUUGGAUAGAGAUGACACAGAUUCCAAUAUUCAGUUUUCCAAACCAGACUCUAAAAAGUCUGAAUAUUUAUGUCCUUGUGGUGACGGACCAGAAUCCAACCCAAUGAAAGACUCCAAAAGUUUAGUGGUAUUCAAAAGCCAACCUUCACCCUUGCCAAAAUCAAAAAAGUCCAGGCGAAGAAAGGAGGACGGUGAACGUUCCCGUUGCAUAUAUUGUAGAGAAAUGUUUAACCAUGAGGACAACUCAAGAGGACAAUGCCAGGAUGCCCCUGACCCUAUUAAGAAAUGCAUUUAUCAAGUGAGCUGUAUGCUUUGUGCUGAAAGCAUGCUGUACCACUGCAUGUCAGACUCAGAAGGGGACUUCUCAGACCCCUGCUCAUGUGACACAAGUGAUGACAAGUUCUGCCUCCGAUGGCUAGCACUUAUAGCUUUGUCUUUUAUUGCACCAUGUAUGUGUUGCUACCUUCCUCUGAGGGCAUGUCACCAUUGUGGUGAGAGCUGCAGAUGUUGUGGGGGGAAACACAAAGCAGCUGGAUGAAAUAAAUACAUAGAAGGAAGUGAAGCUCACCAUCAUUUUUUUAUCUCUGGGCAGCAUCUAUCUUGGAUCAUUCAAGAUUUGUUUUGGCCAGCAGAGGAAGUUCUGCAUAAAGGAGCCAUACGAUAAGCUCAAUCAGAGGAAGCAGCAGAGAUUUCUAAUGUGGAGAUUACUAAUCAAGGCCAUCAGGCCUGACUUUAUUACAUAUGCAUAAUGUAAUUUAUUAAGAGGGUCUGUGUUUUUGUUUUGUUUAGACUUUUGGUACAGAGAGCACUUUGAAUUGUGCUUUCUUAUGUAAGAAAAGAGAGUAAACUAUAUGAUUGUGCUGAAAGGGAUAUUUGUGCAUUUUCUGCAGUCAGGUAACAAGACUCUGCAUUUUUAGAGUAUCUACUGACAAAGUACUUACUAGAUGAAUAUUUUGCAAAAUAACAAUCGUUUGAAGUUUGUUUCUGAAGGAAAUGCUGGUUCUGUUUAAUUGGUAUCAGAGUGUAACUUUUCUUGUUUAGCAGUGAUAAGAUUCAGUCUUUAGUGGACGUUUUGUAUUUUUAACAUGUACAAAGAAUCAUGCCAUAAAAAUGAAGAAUAGCAGUACACAUUAAAUCACUUUCCACUGUUAGAGUGAGAUGCAUUCACUCAGGUCCUUUGGCUGUUUUUGACAAGUUUCAAAUGUACCAUUGUGUUCAACAUGUUUAAUUCCACGUGUAGUGCAUAUUACUCCUUCUUUUUAGCAAGCUUUGAAGUGAAAAUGGUCACUCAAUAUUGAUAGUUAUGUAUUUUGAGCUACAAAGACAGUGAUGUUUUUGUAAACCGGCGACCAAUAACUUGUUCAAGCAAUUAAGAUGUCAUGCUUAAACCACGUUUUCAUUUACUGAAAGUAUGCAUUUGUAUUUAACAAAAAAGUAAGGCAUACGUGACCUUUAGUUCGACCUGAACGUCCCCUGUACCUACACUGGCUAAGUUUGAUGGAAGCUUUUUUGUUUGCGUACACGUGCGUUUCUCUUGUGAGUACUAAAUUCCAGUCCUUUUAACUUAAUGAUUAAAGUAAACGUUGCCAUAGAUACCCGGAUUCCUUGUGUUUAAAAAAAAUAAAAAAUAAAAAAGUGAAGCACUGUACAGUGUAUUAUCAUGUAUAGUUUUCCUUGGUAGACAGACUUUGUUUUUGUGUUUUGCAAUUUGUGUAAUCUGAAGUUUAUAUUGGUCACUUUACGGUUACGUAUUUUUUUAUAUAUGGUACUGUGUAGGUCAAAUUGAACUGAAGGUGAUCAUUUGAUAUUCCCAUUUAUUUAUGCUUGAAUGUUAUUUAAUCAUCAAUGUUUACCAUUUUAGGUAUGUGGUACUUUUAAAACGCAUCCGGAAAAUAAACUGCAGAUCUUUGCAACUUUUGUUAUGAAAUCCAUUCUCUGCUAAAUUCUUAAAGUGUAAAAAGUAACCUUUUGCUGUCACUUUGUUCUUAGCCAUAUUCUACGUAUUGGAGAAUACUUGUAUACGCCAAAAGACUCGGAUGCAAAAUGUGCACAGUUUCUAUGGCUGUAGCUUUCUUUGCGUGGAAAACAGUUGACUGUGGGGAGCUUCUGUUUCAAUGUUAUGUACAAAACCAUACAUUGAGAAGUAGACCAAGCGGCCCAAUUUGUUGUACUCAUGAGUGGUGAAAAGUGUUUCGCACUAAGUAUUACUUUCCUUUUCUAUGCAACACGUAUCAGGAGGUUAGGGGACUGAGGAGUAUGUUUCUGCAGUCUUUAAAUAAUGGAUUAAUGCUUUGAAUUUAGAUGUUAACCAAGUUACCAAAAUAUAAACACUUGUAAAUAAAUAACACUAAAUUAAGUAAAUAAAUUAAUUAAAUAGCUAAAUAAAGGAGAAGUCCCAACACAAAGUCAUUAAAAGGAAAAAGUAUAUUUAUCAUAGCUGUGAGUAAAUCGCUUAAACUGACAGCAUUAUGUACAUAGGACGUAUUUGAGUAUUAUUUCACAUUGAAAGUAGAGGGGAUAAGUAAUCAAAUUAUAAUAGAGGUGUUGUUAAAGAGUUUAUUUCUAGUUUUCUACUGAACAGUGCUUAAAUAAACUGUAUUACAGUAAUGGCAGUCCACUUAUUAUUUUUGCGGUUCAAUAUUAACACUGCUUGAAACAAUCAUUAAUUUCAUUUUACCAGAUGUCAUUCAACCUUUUUGAUUACAAAAGACUGUUAAUGCAUUCUUUUUUUCUAAAAUGGUUUUAAAUCAAGGGAAACGGAUGAUUUUUAUUUCUGAUUUGUUUUAUGUUCUCUAUCUGCUUUUAGUUAUGUUUUAUUUCAUGAGCCAGUUACAAACAUAAAAUAGUCUGGUUCUAAACCGACAUCUUUCAAGGUUUGUAUGUGAUUUGGAAAAGAUUCUGACUAACAAGAUUCACUCAGAGGCAUUAACCAGCACAGUGCAACUUUGGUCAUGUACUGUAUUUUAUAUGCAAUGUGUAUCUGUCUGACUGAGAUAUUAUAUAUUCUCAUCAGCAAACCUGAAUGGAACAAGUAUCUUGGAAAAUGGUUGGGUCACUGUGUGUAUAUGUGUAGAGAUAUACAGUGUAUGACAUACACAUAUACACACACACACACACACAUACACACACACAGAGACACGUAUGUGUGUGUGUGUGUGUGUGUGUGUGUGUGUGUAUAUAUAUAUAUAUAUAUAUAUAUAUAUAUAUAUAUAUAUAUAUUUAAAUAUACCCACAUACAUAUACACUAUAUAUGUACAAAAAUAUAUAUAUGUGUGUGUAUAAUGUAUUCUACUUCUAACAAUGUAUAAUUUAUUUUUAACCACUUUGCUGCUAAUUCUAUAUUUUUUCCUUGAAAGGACCAGCACAUUUUUAAAGCAAAGAAUGCCUUCUCAUUUUCAGGUCUGAAAAAAUACAUUUAUGAAGUUGAUAAUAUUCAUUGUGAUAGUUAGUAUUUUGUUCUGUUCAGCAGCCAAGUGGUUAUACCAUUUUUCUUAUGCUUUGGUGCACUGACAUAUAUUUUAUUUUAUUAACAGCUUUUGAUGAUGUAACUUUCAUGUGACUAGUUCAGAGAGUGUUAAAGCAUUAAUAGUAUGAAACCUUGUGUUUUAAGCUGCAGUAUAUUUGGCUUUACUCAAACAUUUUUUAAACAUUGCCUAUAUUUUGCUAUAUUU
Messenger RNA from Erpetoichthys calabaricus (reedfish), 5478 nucleotides. It is a transcript of the gene spred1, whose product is annotated as sprouty related EVH1 domain containing 1. Gene Ontology annotation, cellular component: membrane. Gene Ontology annotation, biological process: multicellular organism development; negative regulation of MAPK cascade. The record is from RefSeq and is a predicted model, not a curated record. Lineage: Eukaryota; Metazoa; Chordata; Cladistia; Polypteriformes; Polypteridae. The coding region runs from base 1092 to 2345 and encodes 417 amino acids. The transcript has 6 exons. Gene Ontology annotation, molecular function: protein kinase binding.